AUGUCGCCGUCAAACUCAAGUAGCCAGCAGCUGGCCGUGGUCGCCGCACAGCCGUCCGAUGGCGUCGACUCUCUCCUCCCCUCCCUCACGUCCCUCACCAUCGACAAGUACUGCGACGUGAGUGCGCUGCUCUCCUCCCUCGCCGCCUUCUCCGCCCUCCACACGCUCCGCUUCAACUGCUUCUCACAGGUCGCGGCCGACAGAAAGCUCUCUCCGGGGCGAGUGGGACGCCCGCCGGCUCUCAGGGUGCUGCAGUUCAGAUUCGCUCAGAUCCACGCGCUGCCGGAGUUUGUGAGAGGCUUCACGAGCGUUGUUAGAGUUGAUCUGAUCAACUGUGGGCCUCUGGAGGUGUGGCCGGAGUUUUUGGCUAAGUUCCCGGCGUUCCACUGCUUGCGAGUGAGUGGGUGCUCAAAACUCCCCCCUCCUCCCCCUUCACUGGUUCCCCUGCUGGUGCCGGCCAGAUAG
Messenger RNA from Closterium sp. NIES-65, 465 nucleotides. Lineage: Eukaryota; Viridiplantae; Streptophyta; Zygnematophyceae; Desmidiales; Closteriaceae. The record is from the annotation of a GenBank genome assembly.